CUUGCUAUCUAUUUAUCAUCUUAGAGUUCCUAGCUAUCUAUCAUCAACUCCCUAUAUUUACUACGAUAUUACUUACCAUAUAUAAAAAAUGGCAACUGAGCAUAAAACUCCAGUUUGUGUCCACUGGAAUGGUUCUAUUAUUAUGAAAGAUGAUGAAGUUGAGUAUUCCAUUCCUCCGAGCGCAGCGCUGUUAAUGAGCAAUGACGAUGACUUUAACGCUAUAAACGAGCGGAUUGUCGAAGAGUGUGCGCAGAGAGGUUUUGGAGAAAUUGUAUCCAUUCACGGAAAAUUACCGAAGUACAAAAAUCGUGUGUAUGUGGCAUCAAGAUUGUGGCCCAUCCAUGAUGAUGAUACUUGGAAGCACUUUUUCCGACUUGCUGAAAGAGAGUACGGAGAAUUACAUAUUUUCCUGGAUGCCCGAAGAACCUCUAUAGUCCAACCACAAAUAUCAACAUAUGGAGGAGGUGACACCCACAAUUGUGAAACCUUUCACAAUAUCCACUCCAACGAUGACGGACCAUCAACGAGAUACGGCGGACGCUACAACCCGCAUACUGUUGAACAUGAAGAUGGCCCUUCAACAACAUAUGAAGAGGAAGAGGAAGAUGAUCCAGAUUAUGAACAAUUUUCUGGAAAUGACGAUGCAACAACAAAUUCUGACGAUAGUGAUGACGCUCAUGACACAACAUGGGCCGAUAUUGAGCUGGAACAACCAUAUGUUGAACCAGCGAAUCGUGAUAAUGAAACUAUUGCGAUAGACAAAAUAUACGAUUCAUACGACUUACUGAAAGAAGCCGUAGCAAUAGAAAAUAUUCGGCAAUUUCGAAUUUUUAAGACAGAUGACAAACGUGUGAGAUCGUGGAAGGCAGUUUGCAUCUAUGAUGACAUGUGUAUGUGGCACAUUCAGGCGGGAAACCUUCUCAACACCAAUUUGUGGAAGGUGAAAAAAUAUCAACCACUACACAACUGCAGAGUGGAUUAUAAAAGAGCCCGUAAUGACAGGCUUAUGACGAGCAAGAUCAUAGCGAGUGUAAUCGCUACAAAAGUGCAUGUUGAUCCGGACUACAGCAUUAAACUCGUGAUGCAAGACAUAUACGACAAAUUCAGAAUCAAUUUCAAGUACAAAAAGGCGUGGUAUGGACGUUUGAUUGCCCUUGAACGAAGAUUCGGGAACUGGGAGGCGGCCUACAAUGAUUUACCCAAUUUGUUGCUUGCGAUAAGAGAAUCAAAUCCGGGGUCAGUGGUAGAUUUCCAACCAAAACCAACCAGUCAUGAUGGUACGUAUGAAUUUCAUCGUGCAUUUUGGGCUUUUAAAGCUUCCAUUGAUGGGUUUGAACACUGUCUGCCCGUAGUAUCUGUUGACGGUACUCACUUGUACGGAAAGUUCAAGGGUCAUCUCUUGGUUGCAGUCGCCAUGAAUGCUAACCGUGAGAUUUUCCCUCUCGCGUACGCAGUUGUGGAAAGUGAAAACACAAAUAGUUGGUCCCGGUUUUUGGAACACAUUCUGACUUAUGUUGUCAGACCAAAUCGGCAUGUGUGCAUAAUAUCAGAUCGACACCCUGGCAUCCUAAGUGCCUAUCAAUCAGUACCUCAAUUGAAAACCUCCCAAGUUUCGAAGCGGUUCUGCCUCCGACACAUUAGAAGCAAUUUCAUGACAAAAUUCAGGAGCACUGAACUGAAAAAGCUAUGUUGGCAGGCCGGGAGUACACCCAUGGUGAGUGAAUUUUACCAAACAAUGGCUCAAAUUCGUGCUACGAAUGAGAAUGCGUUCACGUAUUUGAACGCUAUUCCACGUGAAAAUUGGGCACUGUGCUUCGACGAUGGACGACAUUACGGCAUCCUCACAACAAAUCUUUCCGAGAGCUUCAAUAACGUUCUAAAGGGAUGUCGAACACUUCCAAUCACCGCGCUGGUUAAGGCAACUUAUAACAAAGUUGUCCAACUAUUUGCCGAUCGACGUAGGGCCGGUCAGAUGUGGCGGCAAGCUGGGUUCCUAUAUCCGCAAAAUAUAUGGAAAGAUAUUCUUGAACGUUCACAGAAAAGACAUCAGUGCACUAUUGUCCCGCAUAACCGAACAACGGGAAUAUACUCUGUUUCCAUCCGUGAUUAUCCGCCGGUAACGGUAAAUCUCUCACGUUGCGAAUGUGAUUGCGGUUUUUGGAAGCAAAAUGGAUUUCCAUGUGUGCACGCCUAUGCAACAUGCCAUUUCUUAGAAAUAACUGUAGAUCAUCUCAUCCCGGACGUGUAUAAAUUAGGUGCGUACAUCCGUACGUAUGCUACAGAUAUUAUGCCUAUGCAUGACGUAAGUGCGAUGCCUGAUACCGGAUAUGUAGUGAUACCGCCUCAAAGUGCUCGACGCAGUCAAACCGGUAGGCCUCAAAGGACACGAUUUACAAAUGAAAUGGAUAUGCGUCCGAGUAGGAGAGCACAAGAGUAAAAAUUUAUAUGUAUUUUGUAACUCUUUUUCAAUGAAUAAAAAUUUGUAUUUCUUUAUCAUGUUGUUGUUCAAGAAAAAUGAGUAAUGAAAUAUUUAUAUUAUUUAA
Messenger RNA from Cuscuta europaea, 2543 nucleotides. Lineage: Eukaryota; Viridiplantae; Streptophyta; Magnoliopsida; Solanales; Convolvulaceae. The record is from the annotation of a GenBank genome assembly.